This is a messenger RNA of Bacillus rossius redtenbacheri, 2232 nucleotides long. Its product is annotated as collagen alpha-1(I) chain-like. The transcript is spliced from 4 exons. The record is from RefSeq and is a predicted model, not a curated record. Bases 1 to 2232 code for a protein of 743 amino acids. NCBI's taxonomy places the organism in Eukaryota, Metazoa, Arthropoda, Insecta, Phasmatodea, Bacillidae.
AUGUCCAUCGGGGUCAAGGUCAAGAUCAAAGGACAAUAUCAUCCAAGAUUGCCACAUUGCCCGCCCUGGCGGUGCGACGCCAUUCGCUCCCGCUGCGCGCGUCUUCCGAGGCGUCAGGGCUACGUCAGCGGCCCCGGGGUCCCAGGGCGGCGCCUGGCGCGACGACCCCCCUGCUGCCUGCGACGCGCGGUGGGCACGACGCGCACCUGGUGGGUGGCGUGGUCCCCCGUCAGCCCCGCCGAGACCCCGGGGUCCCAGGGCGGCGCCUGGCGCGACGACGCCCCUGCUGCCUGCGACGGGCGGUGGGCACGAAACGCACCUGGUGGGUGGCGUGGUCCCCCGUCAGCCCCGCCGAGACCCCGGGGUCCCAGGGCGGCGCCUGGCGCGACGACCCCCCUGCUGCCUGCGACGCGCGGUGGGCACGACGCGCACCUGGUGGGUGGCGUGGUCCCCCGUCAGCCCCGCCGAGACCCCGGGGUCCCAGGGCGGCGCCUGGCGCGACGACGCCCCUGCUGCCUGCGACGCGCGGUGGGCACGACGCGCACCUGGUGGGUGGCGUGGUCCCCCGUCAGCCCCGCCGAGACCCCGGGGUCCCAGGGCGGCGCCUGGCGCGACGACGCCCCUGCUGCCUGCGACGCGCGGUGGGCACGACGCGCACCUGGUGGGUGGCGUGGUCCCCCGUCAGCCCCGCCGAGACCCCGGGGUCCCAGGGCGGCGCCUGGCGCGACGACGCCCCUGCUGCCUGCGACGGGCGGUGGGCACGACGCGCACCUGGUGGGUGGCGUGGUCCCCCGUCAGCCCCGCCGAGACCCCGGGGUCCCAGGGCGGCGCCUGGCGCGACGACGCCCCUGCUGCCUGCGACGGGCGGUGGGCACGACGCGCACCUGGUGGGUGGCGUGGUCCCACGUCAGCCCCGCCGAGACCCCGGGGUCCCAGGGCGGCGCCUGGCACGACGACGCCCCUGCUGUCUGCGACGGGCGGUGGGCACGACGCGCACCUGGUGGGUGGCGUCAUCCCCCGUCAGCCCCGCUGAGACCCCGGGGUCCCAGGGCGGCGCCUGGCGCGACGACGCCCCUGCUGCCUGCGACGGGCGGUGGGCACGACGCGCACCUGGUGGGUGGCGUGGUCCCCCGUCAGCCCCGCCGAGACCCCGGGGUCCCAGGGCGGCGCCUGGCGCGACGACGCCCCUGCUGCCUGCGACGGGCGGUGGGCACGACGCGCACCUGGUGGGUGGCGUGGUCCCCCGUCAGCCCCGCCGAGACCCCGGGGUCCCAGGGCGGCGCCUGGCGCGACGACGCCCCUGCUGCCUGCGACGGGCGGUGGGCACGACGCGCACCUGGUGGGUGGCGUGGUCCCCCGUCAGCCCCGCCGAGACCCCGGGGUCCCAGGGCGGCGCCUGGCGCGACGACGCCCCUGCUGCCUGCGACGGGCGGUGGGCACGACGCGCACCUGGUGGGUGGCGUGGUCCCCCGUCAGCCCCGCCGAGACCCCGGGGUCCCAGGGCGGCGCCUGGCGCGACGACGCCCCUGCUGUCUGCGACGGGCGGUGGGCACGACGCGCACCUGGUGGGUGGCGUGGUCCCCCGUCAGCCCCGCCGAGACCCCGGGGUCCCAGGGCGGCGCCUGGCGCGACGACGCCCCUGCUGCCUGCGACGGGCGGUGGGCACGACGCGCACCUGGUGGGUGGCGUGGUCCCCCGUCAGCCCCGCCGAGACCCCGGGGUCCCAGGGCGGCGCCUGGCGCGACGACGCCCCUGCUGCCUGCGACGGGCGGUGGGCACGACGCGCACCUGGUGGGUGGCGUGGUCCCCCGUCAGCCCCGCCGAGACCCCGGGGUCCCAGGGCGGCGCCUGGCGCGACGACGCCCCUGCUGCCUGCGACGGGCGGUGGGCACGACGCGCACCUGGUGGGUGGCGUGGUCCCCCGUCAGCCCCGCCGAGACCCCGGGGUCCCAGGGCGGCGCCUGGCGCGACGACGCCCCUGCUGUCUGCGACGGGCGCCCCGCCGAGACCCCGGGGUCCCAGGGCGGCGCCUGGCGCGACGACGCCCCUGCUGCCUGCGACGGGCGGUGGGCACGACGCGCACCUGGUGGGUGGCGUGGUCCCACGUCAGCCCCGCCGAGACCCCGGGGUCCCAGGGCGGCGCCUGGCGCGACGACGCCCCUGCUGUCUGCGACGGGCGGUGGGCACGACGCGCACCUGGUGGGUGGCGUGGUCCCCCGUCAGCCCCGCUGA